This is a messenger RNA of Penicillium malachiteum, 3357 nucleotides long. Its product is annotated as calcium/hydrogen antiporter. Gene Ontology annotation, biological process: intracellular calcium ion homeostasis; calcium ion transmembrane transport. Gene Ontology annotation, molecular function: calcium:proton antiporter activity. Gene Ontology annotation, cellular component: membrane; endomembrane system. NCBI's taxonomy places the organism in Eukaryota, Fungi, Ascomycota, Eurotiomycetes, Eurotiales, Aspergillaceae. The record is from RefSeq and is a predicted model, not a curated record. The transcript is spliced from 5 exons. Bases 1 to 3357 code for a protein of 1118 amino acids.
AUGGCAGGCGACACAAAGGACUCCGAAAUCCCCGAGGCAAACCGGCUUUCGGGGAUGACAGGGAAUGAAUACGCUUCUGGAUCAUCUAUCCCGGAUCCAAGAUCAACGUCCUCUGUGCGAAGAACUUACGGAACCUUGGAUACUGAGUCCACCUCUGAGAUGCGCUAUGAAGAAACUCAAGAGGAUCUCUCGACGCGCGCCUUUACCUCAUCGUCCACAGCUCCGGAUAGGCCUAGAAAGCCAUCGGUUACCCGCCGCAUGUCCUCCAAACGCCAGGUACCCCAUAAAGGCCAGGAAUUCUCAACUGAUGACGACCUAAAAGAGAUCGAGGAGGAUAUUGCAUUGCAACAGGCCUCCACCACCAUACCAUCUCCGAGAAUUCGCCCCUUGCGUGCCCCAAGUUCCACUCUGCGACGACGCCCCAGUGCUCGUGCCCAACCGAGUCCGCUGGCACAAGCUGACCCGGACAACAUCAGCUUGGAAGAUCCUGGUCUGCCAAAGCAAGGCCUGGAAGCCUCAGGCGAGCUUCCGCCGCUAGAGCAAUCAGACGGUGGGAGUGAUCUUGACAGCGUAGAUGAUUCUCAGCACGAGGACGAGGACGACGAUGAUGAGGCAUCGACAAGUGAUGCGGAGAGCUUCACGCUCAAAGAUCGGCAGCAAGCCAUUAAUGAAACACAUCCAUUUGGUAUUCGAAUUUGGAAGCCGGCCCUAUACAAGAAGAGCCGAUCGGUGGAAAAGACGGCAGAGGGAGAUAUUCAUUCUUCCCCGGGAGGUCGUGUUAGUCCUACCAUAUUCUUAGCUAAUCUUCUGUGGACGAUAUGCUUUGGAUGGUGGCUUGCUUUGGCUGCUUUGCUGGCGGCCAUCGCCUGCUUUUUCUUUGCCUACUCCUCCAGCGCCUUGGCUUAUGGGAGAGUUUUCUCGGGUCUUUCACGUUAUCUGCUUUACCCCUUCGGCUCUUUCGUUCUUCUCCAGACUGAUGAAAUUUACGCUGAAGAAGACGAAGGUGAAGGUCGCAGUAUCAGCGAGUAUGAGCAAUGGCAGAAUGGGGACUUGGAACAUGGCCGAUUAUUUUUUGGUCCACGCAGAGACCGAUCACUAGUAGGACGCCGACGAAACAGCGUGGAUUCCGCAGGCGAACAAGAUAGUCUGCUGGGCCGGCCCCAGCGAGGACAAGGCCAGGAUUCGCAAUUCUCUCAUUCUAAGCGUCGUCUCUUCGGCCGCGGUGAAUGGACUACAGGUCGAGUCGUGUUCUUUAUUUUCUUCUACUUCUGGGUUGGACCCUUGACGCUUUUGGUGUCUCUUAUCUGCUGGCUACUGGUAUUUUUUAUUCCAAUGGGUCGUGUGACGCUCGUCCUGGUGAGCCAUCUGCGACGCCACCCUCUCGCCCUGUCUUUCCAUACCGAUACCUCAUAUGCAAGACUCAGCUCUGGUUCUUCUUCGCCCUCUAUCCUCCUGUGCACAUACCGUGCCGCUGGAAGCAGAUACUGGAAAUACACAAUUGAUGGCACAAACAUCUUUUUCAUUAACCUGCUUGGGGUCGUGCUCUUCGUCAUUGUCGACUACCAUUUUCUGAGCAAAUUUCUGGGAGUAGAGUCGUGGUUGACCCAUCCUGGGCUCAUUUUCACACUCGCCUUGUUUUCAAUCAUUCCUCUGGCGUAUUUCAUUGGCCAAGCGGUUGCUUCUAUUUCUGCCCAAUCUUCGAUGGGAUUAGGUGCUGCGAUUAAUGCAUUUUUCUCGACCGUGGUAGAGGUCUAUCUCUACUGUGUUGCACUGACAGAGGGCAAGGCUCAACUUGUGGAGGGCAGCAUCAUCGGCAGUAUAUUUGCCGGUAUUCUUUUCCUCCCGGGAUUAUCCAUGUGCUUUGGCGCUAUCAAACGCAAGACCCAACGGUUCAAUGUUAAAUCUGCCGGUGUAACAUCGACUAUGCUGCUAUUUGCAAUGAUCGCUGCAUUUGGCCCUACUCUAUUCUACCAGGUUUAUGGCAGUCAUGAACUCAAUUGCCACUCGUGUUUUGCACAGGGUAACCAAGAGAACCGAGAUUGCCGUCAAUGUUAUUUUACCCAAACGGCGACGCAUCAGGAUGUAUUCUUUCAGAAAGCAGUCCAACCGUAUGCAUUCGCCUCCGCUGGCUUCCUGUUUCUAUCAUACAUUAUUGGUCUUUGGUUCACUCUGAGGACUCAUGCCGCCUUGAUCUGGGCUACUGAGAAUGAGGAGAAGAAGGCAUCUCAAGCUGCCCAUGAUAUGAUGUCUUAUGAGUCAAGACAUAUGCUUUUCUCAGGGUCACCUGAGGCUUCUGGUGCGCUCACUAAUCAUAAAGACUCGAUUCGGGAUUCUCAGCUGUACAAGCGGAUCCUGGGCCAGUCGUUAAGACACGUUGGGCUAGAAGAUGGAAGUAUCAGUACCUGGGAACAGACUGAUAAUAGCUCGAUAACAGAAAAUCGGAACAAUCCUCUUCAUCUGGUGCCGCCAUCAAGCGGCGGUUGUGAUGAUCGGAAAAUCCCCAAGGCCAUCCGUGGUUUAACUGGGGAGGAUAACGAGCGCCUUGUACGCCAGGUCACGGAGGUUGCAGCAACAGCCGCAGCAGUGGCGGCUCGCGAUGCCGCUCGGAACCGGAAAUUUACUGGUCAACAGAGUACCGGCCGUCAUGCUGGUCGUAAUUUGGCGGAGCAAACCAAGCCGGCUCCCGUCGAGGAAGCAGAGGAUGUUGGUCUCCCCACCGAAGCGGCUCACGCUGGUGGCGGCCAUGAUGCUCCAAAUUGGAGUAAAGUCAAGAGUUCAGUCAUCCUCCUUAGCGCAACUCUCUUUUAUGCCAUUAUUGCGGAAAUCCUUGUCAAUACCGUUGAUGUAGUGCUGGAGAGCGUGGACAUUGACGAGAAGUUUCUUGGUAUAACCCUUUUUGCUUUGGUGCCUAACACCACCGAAUUCCUUAAUGCUAUUUCCUUUGCAAUGAACGGCAAUAUCGCUCUGUCUAUGGAGAUUGGAUCGGCCUAUGCCCUGCAAGUCUGUCUGUUACAGGUGCCUGCCCUGGUUCUAUUCAGUGCCAUAUACACCAGCUCGAUCGACCCAGCCGAGCUCGCCAAGCACUCUUUCAAUCUUAUCUUCCCCCAAUGGGACAUGAUCACCGUCAUCCUGUGUGUCUUCCUCCUCUCAUACGUCUACGGUGAAGGCAAGAGCAACUACUUCAAGGGCUCUGUCCUUGUCUUGACCUAUUUGGUUGUUGUUCUCGGAUUCUAUCUGUCGGGAUACAGCAACAUGGAUGGCAUGGGCGUGGACCGAUUCGACACUCUCGCUCUGGGCUCCAGCCGCUCAGAGAAGUUUUAUACCAUCGGCCGCACGCAAGCCGGUGUGGCAUAUUAG